Puntigrus tetrazona (Sumatra barb) is the source of this 6911-nucleotide messenger RNA. It is a transcript of the gene phrf1, whose product is annotated as PHD and ring finger domains 1. The record is from RefSeq and is a predicted model, not a curated record. The transcript has 18 exons. Bases 160 to 5175 code for a protein of 1671 amino acids. NCBI's taxonomy places the organism in Eukaryota, Metazoa, Chordata, Actinopteri, Cypriniformes, Cyprinidae.
UAAUAUUCAUGAGCAACUCCUUCCCAUAGUAGGAUUCGUAAUUUCUCCAGCCGGUCAAAGACAAACGCCGUGUGGACUUCAAAACACAAAUAAUGUCUUACACAACCUUGCAGGGUUGUUCAGUGCUGAGAUACAUCUAGAUCAGGUCAGAGAAUAACCAUGGAUGAGGAGGACAGUCAGGAUGAGCUGAUCAACAGGAACGUGUCCCACGGAAAAGGAAAGAGGCCUGCCAUGUCCAUCAUCUCUGAUGAGGAGGACAACUCAGCAGAUGAGGGGGAGUCCGAGGAAGGAGAAACGGGCAGUGAGGAGGAUGAUGACGGAGAAGAGGAAGUCCUCGAUGGAGAGGAAGACGAGGAAGACGAGGAUGAAAGUGAAGAUGAGGACUCCGGGAAGGCUCCGGAAGGAGCUGUGGGGAGCGUUGCUGUGGAUGCGGCGGGCCUGAGCUCCGACGAGGACUCGGAGAAAUGCCCCAUCUGCCUGAACUCGUUCCACGAGCAGCCCGUGGCCACGCCGGAGUCCUGCGAGCACUACUUCUGCCUCGACUGCAUCCUGGAGUGGUCAAACAAUGCCAACUCUUGUCCUGUGGACCGGAUAACGUUCGAUAACAUUCUCCUGAGAAAGUGCUAUGGCGGGAAAGUGCAAAAAACAAUUGCAGUGAAGAAGCCUGUAAAAGCUGGCGAGGAGCAGGUGGAUGUGGACUUGGAUCAAACCAGCUGUGAGGUUUGCGGGGGUCGAGACCGCGAAGAUCGUCUGCUGCUGUGCGACGGAUGCGACGCUGGGUACCACAUGGAGUGCCUCACACCGCCGUUGGACGCUGUACCUGUAGAGGAAUGGUUCUGCCCAGAGUGCAUCGCCAGCAACCGCACAUCAGGUUCUGAACAAAUCAGUGAGGACGAGAGCAGCUCUCUCCCCACCACCAGCCGUCCCCGGUCCAGACCCACGCGUGCCAUCGCUCGCACCCAGCACAGCGAGCGAGUUCGGGCCACCGUCAACAGAAGGCGCAUCACACAGGCACGCACCGCAGCGCAGCUCGCUCCCAGAUACAUGAUGCAGUCCACGUGGUUGGAUGAGACCAUCAAUGCAGUAGUGGCCGGACUCAACACAGCCGUUUAUGUGCGAGACUUGACCCCUCGCUCUAAAACUCGCCGGAGGAGGAGGACAGUUAAAAGAAGGAAAACCAAAAGCAAAUCCUCAGCCACCUCAGGGGGAAAAACAAACACGGGAGUCAAGAGACGGAAACGCAAAGUGAGAAAGUCAAAAUCGAGAAGAAAACUGAUCCCAAAGAGGGAAACCAAUUCCAGAGGUCGUCUUGCACGGAGUUUAGGCAUUAAUAAGCCCAAGUCUGGUUCCGUGAUUCCUUCAGUUUAUCGGCCUUCAGAGUACAGUUUAGGAAGUAUGCGUGCAGAAAUCGGAGCUGCAUCCCUCUCUGUGUAUGGAGAUCCCUUUGACCUGGACCCCUUUGAUGACAGGGAGGAUGAGAUUGAAGUUCCCACGCCAGCCUCUGUUCUGGAUGCUAAACGCCGUGGCCUGUCCCGUUCUGCCUUGCGAUCCCAUCAGCCUGUGGCCAGACCCAUAUCUACAGGACUCUCCAGGCGAGGUGCGAGUGUCCCACAGGUGGCAGAGGAAGCCCCUGUAUCUGAUCUGCUGGGCAGCAUCCUCAAUGGUCAAAGCAUGCUCCUCAUGGACAGUUCAGAUGUGGUCAUCAACAGAGACGGUUCCCUCAAAGCAACCAAGCCUGUGUCCCUGUCCUUGCCAAUAAACACUACCCCAAGAGGUUCAACUUCAGGGGAAUCAGGAGACAUCCCAAACUCAGAAACAAUUCUCAUUCAACCCUCUGGAGGGGCUGGUCCAUCCUCCAGCCCAUUGAGGACGCCGCCACCAGCACACAGUUCUCCUGGGUCCAGUUUCACACCUCAGAAUCCCACAUCUCAACCCAUACACUCCCCUCAUAUUCCUCACUCUCACCCGUCUCCCUUGGGACAUCCCCAGUUGAAUCCGGGAGCUCCUCAUAGGCCUGUCACCCUAAACCCACCUAGAUCUGUGAAUAGCAACUUAAGCACCAAUGGGAAAAGUCAUCCCUUCUCAAGGAUUCCAAAUCGCCUUUCUGACUCUCCCCAUCAAGACAAAGAUGGUCCUGUACGACAUUUACCUAUCAAAAAGCCCCCUCCUAAACCUGUAUGGAUAGAUGUUUCUGUAUUGCCAAGAAUACCAAAAAUUAAAAGGGACAGUACCUCUAGUGCAAAUAGUAGCAGUGGCAGCAGUAGCAGUACUUUACCUGGGCCUUCAGCGAACAGCUUAGCAGGCAAUACAGGUAGGGAACGUACCGUUGACCAACAAGGUACAGGUGUGAGUCAGCAAAACAGGACAAUGGAUGCUCAGAGGCAAAGAGCAGACAGAACUGGUGCUUCAUCGUCAUUUUCUAGCUCUUUCACCUCUACUACAUCAUCUUUUAGUGCCUCUUCAAACUCACGCCCCUCUUCUUCUUCCGUCAGUUUCCGUAUAAAUGCUAGCGGAAACCCCUGGCAAGCUCGGCGACUUCCUGCAUCAGGAGGGACUCUGCCUGAAGAUGAUGAGAAAUCAACAAUAAAGAGGAAUAAUAAAAGUAAGCAGAUGCUGUUGUCUUUAAGAGCAAAAGUCAAAGAGGAGAAGAGUGAGGUCUAUGAUCCCUUUAACCCUACAGGGUCUGAUUCCUCUGAUACUGAACCAGAAAAUGAGGGUCCUAAUGUCAGCAUCCAACAUAAUGCACCUUGGGUGCCAGUUGGAGCCAGUGAGGUUGCCUGUCAUCCAAUCAAAUCUGAGCCUCUGGAUGUACAGUCGGACACAGAGAGAGGCUUGGAAAUGUGUGCAGGAGUUAAAACAGAGCCAGGAUCUUUGUGGGACAGACCAUACAAAGAAUCUCCACAUCAUUCAGACACAAUGCAUAGUCCUGCUCCCUUGGGAGGUCCUGCUUUGGGUUCUACUAGAUGCGAAGCAGGCGUGGAAACUGGAACUCCAGGAAACCCUGAAGAACACUCCAGAUCAAGCUCGUCAUGCAGUGAAAAAAAUGUUAAGGUGGAAGUGAAGUCUGAACCUGAGACUGGGCCUCCACCUAUCAGGCCCCAAUCAAAGUCACUAAAAGAGUCUCUAUCCAAUCUACAAGAAGACCCUAAAGGAAAUGAGGUGUGUAAAGAGCUGCCUUCAGUCAGUGGUGCUUUUAAUUCUUCUAAGUCAGCUAAGGAUAAUGUGGAAAGACCACAGAAGGCCCAGUCCAAGGACAGGAAGCAGUCACCAUCGAACUCCCAAAACCUUUCAUCUAAAGACUCCCAUAAAAAGAAACAUUCAAAGUUAAAAGAAAAGAGGAGAUCACGCUCAAGGUCAAGGGAUCGACGGAGAUCCCUCUCGAAAUCAAAAGAGAGGCAGCAUUCUCGCUCAAGAUCGAAAGAGAGGCGACAUCCACGAUCAAGAGACCAGAGGUGUUCUUCGAGUUCCAGCAGUAGAGAAAGGAGGACAAGCAAGAGGAGAUUGAGUCGUGAAAGGAAUGACAGCCGAGGGAGAGAAAGACAUAGGAAGAGAUCAAAAGAAAGAAGGCGCUCCCGAUCUCGUUCAUUUUCUAGAUCAAGAUCCAGAGAAAGGAGAAGAACAAAGGAUCAGGGUGAGACUAGGCUAAAGAGGGAGAAGUCAAGAUCAACAUCUAGGGAGCGUAAACGGCAGGACGACCGCUCCGAUAUCUCUCAGCGCAGGGAAGGGAGCUCCCAUAAGUCUACAGAGCUUAUGUCCACUGAAUUACGUGAGCCUGCUCUUAGUGCAAACAAGAUUACAACACCUGUGAAGACAGAGAAAGAUGUGAGAUCACUUGAGUGUGAGAAAACUGUUGCAUUACCAUCAGUUAAAGUUGAGGUCACAGCUCAUGGACAUGGGUCAUCAGGACAUGAUGACCUGACCAGAACACAAGAAAGCAAGGAUGACAUUUUGCUUGAAUUGCUUAAGACUAAUGAAAUCAAACAGGAGAAACCUUGGCCCACUGGUCCUGUCAAAGAGUUGAAAGACAUCAAAAAGGAGGAAGAAGUCUGUCUCAACCUUUGUGAAGAAUUAGACCGCAUAAAAGACAUGGAGAAUGAAAAUGUGGCACCUUUAGACAUCUUCAGCAUGGAAUCACCAAAUGGUAAUGAAAUUAAAUCAGACAAUGCUGAUUUAGAGAAUAGCCAUGCUAGCUUGCAGUAUGAGAUGAAAGGGCAAGAAACGGUUGUUGAGCCAAAAGCUAUAAAAAUUGAACAAAUAUGGCCUGAUGAAGAUGAUUCACCCAACUGCAGUGACAACCCUCUUGUCAUCAAUUUGGAUACGCCUGAUGUAGAUGCAGUGAACUGUAAAAAGGAACCCACUGAUUCUUAUCAAUCGCCACAUUUGGAGGAGGAAAUGGAGAUGUCACCUCUUCCAGACCCAAUAAAACAAGAACCUGUUGUUUCCUCCGAUGAAGAUAUCAGUGUUGAUUACUUGAUUGACAAUUUAGACUUCAUUAAGAAAGAAAUGAGUGAGAGCUCUGUGGCCGAUUCAACAGAAGCUGUCGACUCCAAAUCUGCCCUCCCAGAGGCUCCAGCAGAAAACAAACAAACUACUGAAACGGUUACGCCUGGUGCAAAGUCUAAAUCGCAGGGUAAAAGAGUUACCUGGAAUUUGCAGGAACCAGCAGAACCCCAGUCUGAGAAAUUAAGCAAACUUGCACUCUUCAAAUUAAAACUCAAGCAAGAAGGAUCAAGAAGGUCUGCUACAACCACACAAAAUCAGGAUAAAUCUUCAUCUCAUGCUGAACCAAAACUGAUGUCAUCGGCCUCCAGCCUGCCUCCUCAAGAUGAAUCCAUCAAACCAAAAUCCCGCAAAGAAGGUUUACACGAACCCAAUCAGAAAGAGAAGUACAUGAAGAAACUUCAUAUGCAAGAGCGAGCGAUAGAGGAGGUCAAACUGGCCAUAAAACCCUUCUACCAGAAAAGAGACAUCACGAAGGAAGAGUACAAGGAGAUUUUGAGAAAAGCCGUUCAGAAGGUGUGUCAUAGCAAGAGCGGGGAGAUUAACCCGGUGAAAGUCGCCAACCUGGUCAAAGCCUAUGUGGAGAAGUAUAAACACGCGAGAAAACACAAGAAAGAGGAAACCGGGCAAAUCCAACCAGCAGACGUCCCGAAAGGCUCCCAAACUCCAAUGUGAGGCCGAUGAUAGUGACUACAUGCUUUUGGGAUAAAAUAUUAUAUAUAAUGAUCAACGGUAAAAACAAAUUUUAAUCUGUGCAGAUCUAUAAUAACAUAGGGAACUCUUAAGGGCUCAACUUCUUGUCUUGCUCAGCGUCAAUCACCAGUUAGCGAAUUAACCUUUUUGGAUGUUCGUAUGUUUUCUUUUGAAUGUAAAAGCAUCUGGAAGUGUCCGGAUACAGAAUGGGUUAAAAAAUCCAAAAUUUUUGCCAUCGUUCAAAACAGCACCCUUUGUUUAAGAGGGUAUUGAAUGCUAUGCUAUUUUACGCUGAUGAUUCAACAGGAAGUUUAAGUUGUUCGACCGGCUUUUUGCGUGCUUCACAUACACGCACAAUACUCUUGAAUCCGUGUUUCCACCAUGAAUAGUUGACACUGGAGAGCUAUUUGUUUUGUGAUUUAAUGAGAAUACAAGCAUUACGUUGAGGAACAAGGUGCAGAAGAGAUUUUAUGAUCUCUUUUUUUGUAUUUAUUUGACCUAGAAUAUUGAUAUCCAGUCUUUAUGAGACUCUGAAAUCAAUUUGGUUAUUCAAAACAAGCAGUAGGCCUCACCCUCAUCUUUUCUGUUAAGUCCAAACAUUUUCAUUUUAAAAUCUGCCAGCUGAACGUUUGCCAAUUGUUUUUCCCUGAUUUGCUUUUGUUUGUGGAUGACGUGCUUUCAAAAUAUAACAAACCGUUUCUUUACGCACUUCUAAAGUUUCAAUGAAAAGUCGAAAACUACGAGGUUUUUUUUUCUGAACGCUUUCGACUAAUUGUAAUUUUAAUUGCUUGAGAAAUGUUUGUACGACUCCUGAAUUGAUCAUGUAACUUGAGUUGCGUUCUCACGAUGGGGUAUGGAGAACGCUUGGCCUGUUUUCUCUGUGGCAAAUUCCAACAAAUUGAUCCGAGAUGUGAUUCAUUUCCUGACUUCGGAGAGAUUUAUCUCUUAACCCGAGUGAACUUUAUCGUAUGAAUCCGGCCAGUCACAAAAUACGCAAUUUGUGAUGUGAUCUGAAGCUAUUUGUGUCUUUGUAAAUAAUUUUAUUAAACACUUUAUUUAAUAAAAAGUAAAAAAUAUAUAUAUUUCUGUUUUCUAACAGGUAUGGUUGUUAAAUGUAUGAUUAAUAUGCAAUAGAUUUCAUAAUCAUGUUACUUUAGCAGGAAUUUUGAAACUGUUUAUUCAAGGUGUGUAACUGUAUUUUAUUUGAAUCUUUAAAUUUAAAUACACAAGUAUUACAUUGUAGAUUAAAAACGAAAUCUUUCCUUUCAUAUGUUUAUUAACAAUUAAAUGCAUAACAUUUAUAUACGUAGUCCGUCUUUACAUAUCGACGUCAUCAUUUAAUAAAACAACACCCGUACAAACAGUAGUUUUUACUAUUAAUAGUGCAAUUUUUUUUAAACCGAACUUUAUAUCACAGACAUAAAGCGACAGACAAGCGAUACAAGCGCAGCCCUUUGGGCGAAAGGUGAAAGAUUCUUCACUUGAAGACAGGAUAUUAAAAUGAGGGACUAGCUCUCAUUAGAAACUAAAAAGACAGUGUUUCAGGUAAUUAGAACAAUACAGUUUCAUUGAGAUUGCUAUUAAAACGACCAGAGUAAUUACAAGACCUCUGAAUCCCCCGCAGAAAUCACCUCGGGAAAGUUCUGUCAGUUUGCAUUGUGCCAAAGUACAACAGUAACGAAACGAUGUUCUCUCUUCCUCUCUCUAUAUAUGUCGGA